AUGGUAGUUAAGGAUGUUGAGUUCCGUGUCGUCGGCAUAAUUGAAAUCAAAUCAUUGAUGUUUAAUUUGGGUCCCAACGACGGAACAGCGAGGCGCGAGUCACUGUCAGUAAUGACCGACCAUCGUUUCGCGUCAUCUCCUCGCGCCGUCAGCAGUGUGGAGCGGCGCGAUGCGCGCGACAUGCUGCUGCCCGACCAGACGUAUGAGGGCGCCGCGGCGCUCGCGUCGCGGAAGGUGUCUGCCGGGCCUACGAACGGCAGCGGCCGUGCCGGCGCAGAGCUGCUGGCGGCGCUACUACGCGCGCACCGCGUUAAGCCGGAUUUCUUUUGCGCUUACCGCGCGAGCUCGCCACCGACGCGUUCUGCAGACUCACCGCAUUGGCCGUCGGUGACAGGGGGUAGCGGUGGUGCAGCGGGUGCGCGCUUCGCCAGCCGCCACCGCCAGACGCGCGUGGUGCUACAUCCCCUUGAAUCUUAUAAGGAUCGUGGAGCAGCAACGAGGUCGGCUCGUGGAGCGAACGGCGCGCGCGCAGCUUUCGGCGUGAGCUUACAAACAAAUAAACCAGUUUCGCACCCGCGCCCCUCGCCCUCGCCCGCAGCCGCCGCUCACCUGCAUCACCUAAACUUUUGGCCUACUCUGCAACGAAAACUGAUACCAUUCCCUUAUAACUCGUUGGAGGAAGUGGCGUGCAAGUUAUAUUCCUCGACUAGUCGCUUGGGCAGAUGCGGAGGGUCGGGGGCUGCGCGGGGCGAAGCGGCGCGGGCGGCGGCACGGCGGCAGUACUCGGUCGGCGUAGCGCGCGAUCGGUCGCCGCGAGUGAGCGGCGCCGCCGCAGAGUGUGAUGCUUGCGUGCCGCCCGCCAUGGCCACGCUCGGCCUCUCCAAGGUGUUCAUCCUCGACAAAUACUUCACCGAGCUGCAGAAGUUUUGGGAGACGGAGAAGAAGUUGCAAGACGCAUCGUCGUCGAACGAGGCGGUGCAUCUGCAGCGGCGGCUGCUGAGCCUCAGCUCGGAGCUGGUGACGCUCCGAAACCACCUACACGUAGGAGCGAGCGGGGGCCGCGGGCAAGCCGGGCACGCCGCAGCCGGCGGUGCCGCCGCGAGCGCCGCAGCCGCCGCCGCAGCAACCCGCACCGCCACACCCCGCCCCGCCCCUGUUGCCGCACCCCGCGCCGCCGCCAUCCGCAGCGCCUCCGCCGCCACCCGCGCGGCGAGCGGCGCGGCGGCGGGCGCGACGGCCGGCGCCGCCGCGGACGUGGAGGACCUCAUUCACUUGCGCGGUCCGCUCACCGAGGACGCCGUGGUGCGCGCGCUGCAGGCGCGCUUCUACCAGCACAAGUUUUAUACUUGGAUCGGACCGAUCCUACUGGCGGUUAACGGGUACACCGACGCGGGCAACUCGCUGACGCUAACAGCGGCACGCGCCCAGCGGCCGGAACUGGCGCGGCUUGUGCACACCGCCGUGCGGCACCAGGCCGACACCGGUUACCCGCAGGCCAUCAUCCUCUCGGGCGUGUCGGGCUCGGGCAAGACGUACGCGUCGAUGGUACUGCUACGGCGGUUGUUCGACGUGGCGGGCGGUGGGCCCGAGACCGACGCGUUCAAACACCUCGCCGCCGCUUUCACCGUUCUGCGCUCGCUCGGCACCGCCUCCACACCAGCCAACACGCACUCCAGCCGCAUCGGACACUUCAUCGAGGUGCAGGUGACGGACGGCGCGCUGUACCGCACAAAGAUCCACUGUUACUUCCUGGACCAGACGCGCGUGGUGCGCCCGCCGCCCGGCGAGCGCAACUACCACAUCUUCUACCAGCUGCUGGCCGGACUCACCUCCGAGGAGCGCGCGCAGCUCCACCUCGACGGAUAUUCGCCGCAAGACCUCAGGUACUUGGCGUCACCGCAUCACCGGCGGCCCGAUCCCGAGGACGCGGCGCGGUUCCACGCGUGGAAGACCUGCCUCGGCAUCCUCGGCAUCCCGUUCCUGGACGUGGUGCGCGUGCUGGGCGCCGUGCUGCUGCUGGGCAACGUGCAGUUCGCGGAGAGCGCGGAGGGAGCGGCCGAGCCGACGGGCGAGGAGCGCCCCCCGCCGCUGCCGCCGCCGCGCGCGUACACGGUGUCGGGCGGCGUGAAGCUGGGCUACCCGCAGCAGCGCGCCGUGGCCGCCGAGUGGGCCGAGGAGGCGCCCAAGGGCGGCGCCAAGCCGCUGCGGCUGCGCCCCGGCGACACCGUGCUGGCCGUCGGCGCCGCGCGGCGCGGCCACGUCGCCGUGCAGGUGGGCAGCCGCACGGUGUCCGUGCCCCACCGCGUGCUGGCGCCGCCGCGCGCGCCCCCGCCGCGCGUGCACCCCCCGCCGCCCGCACCGCCGCAGCCCGCGCCCGCCGUCGCCUGACACCGGCGGCCGUCGCAUCACUAAAUGAAGCCGCAGUUCUCGCGCUCUUGGGCGAUUGUAGUUUUAGUAAAAACCUCGUCAGAGAACUGAUCGUGCAUUACGUAUGUCUAAUGGUGCCUUAUUAUUACGUCUAGGUUGUACAGAGUAAAAUAAAUAUUUAUGCUAGGAGCGGGCGCGCUCGUAUGUUAAGCUAUUGACAUUGGAACGAGACGGCCACAUGAUUUGUUACGCUAAAAGUACGUAAUAAAUUGGUUUGAAUCAGUGGAAACGUUUUCCAUCAAGUUAUUUAUGUAUUUAGCCAGUGUCGGAUUAAUUACUUCGAUGCCCUAAGCAUUUUAAAACUUGUAACGUGUUUUGCACUCUUCUCCACCCUGGGAACCUGUUUCUGUAAGAUUGAUAAGGCGAAUGCUGCGAGACACGAUGAUUGUAGCAAUUAUAAAUAAACCUAAAGGCUGGACCUGUAAUGGACCGAAAAUAUAAGAUGAAACCCUCUUGUGAUCAUAAAGAAGCACUGAUCCCUGAUGUCGCUUAUGGCAAAAGAAAAUUGUGCCAGUCCACAGAUCACAAUAUCCGCGAGCGAAGCGUUUCUAUUUUUUUAUUAACUUUAUUUAUACGUUUAUUUAACUGCAUCGAAUUGGAGGUCGAAUGGAAAGUAAGUAGAAAAGUCACCUUAACGCAAAUUUGAACCUUUUGUGAACAACGUUCAAGUUUGUUAGGAGCACGAUGGUUGGAGGACCCUAGCUACUAGACCCACAUUUCACUGGCGUUCAAGGAAGGAAGUAUUCAUAAAAUAAUAUUACUUUGAAAUACAGUAUCUUAUUGUUUCGUAAUUUAAAAGUUAUUCGCGAGGCGGCAUCGAGGCUCCUCAUUACAGUAGCGUUUGGUGCCUCCGAGAUGUCCUAAAUGGUUGCUUGUAAGUUAAUCUGGCACUGCAUGGCAUCAUGUGUCGGUUUCGAACUGUUCCACAAAAAUAAUGUCAAAGAUGUAGCAUUUGACUGUCAGUAUUAUAACGAGGAGGAGGUGGAGCGUUAUUUAGCAUAGUGCUACCUUAUAUUCAUAGCAAUAGAGUCGCCGAACAUCGGUGUUCGUAUAUACCGUAUAGUCGUACGCAUGUUGCGUGUUGCCGAGAAGAGAUCGAAAUACUUUUAAAUUAACUGAUAGUGAAACAUGUACAGACGACACGUACCUUUUCAGGGUCACGUAGUCAAAUUUUAGGAAUUUUAGUUUCGUCCUGUCCGUCUAUCAGAGUGCCGUUCCAUUUUACUCGCUCGUUUAUAGACCUAUUUUUAUGAAGUUUCAUGGAGAAGUACUGAUAAAAAGUAAACAUUUAAAAAGUUUUUGUUGUACACCAGCAACAAAAAAAGGACACUGUACAUUCUGACAUUUUUCGUAAACAGCAAAUUUGAAUAGCAUACAAGUUAUAUCGUGAAGUGCAGCCCACUACGCCUUUACAAAACCAGAACAAGCCGUAUGUGGAGCUAAAAGUGUUUCGUCCAGCGACGACAGUAGUGGCUGCAUAGAGACGAGUGUAUA
Molecule: messenger RNA, 3921 nt
Organism: Hyposmocoma kahamanoa
Lineage: Eukaryota; Metazoa; Arthropoda; Insecta; Lepidoptera; Cosmopterigidae
Gene: dachs
Biological process (GO): actin filament organization; vesicle transport along actin filament
Cellular component (GO): actin cytoskeleton; myosin complex; cytoplasm
Molecular function (GO): cytoskeletal motor activity; ATP binding; actin filament binding
Source: RefSeq, a predicted model, not a curated record